AUGGACAUAUUGCAAUCUCGCGAUAGCCUGAACGGUCACAGCGAUCACGAACCUCUGUUUUUCACUAGUGACGAAUUUAUGGUGGAAUUGCUAAAGUCUCCUAUGGGAAAGGAAGCCCGGGAAAAGAGUAUUUUUGACAGUACAAACAAGGCCAUUGAUAUCAUGAAGGCACCUCCUAGUCCAGCAGAAAGCCACGACUUUAAGAAAAAGAUGAAGCAAAUGCAAAGUUCUCUAAGGAAUGGUGCAAAAGACUUGAGAAAUAAUGACAGACGAGAGGAUAUGGAAAAAUCACCUUCUUUCACUUCCAAGUUCUCGGAUGGUGUAGUCGUCAAGAUAAAGUCACCAACCAAAGGGAACGGAAGCUUUCGAAAGUCACCGCUGCAGCUGUCUUCCAAAGCCCGACGCAAGAUGCGAAGUGCGAAUACGUGUUUAGAUGAUUCCAUACGCAGUGACGAAGGCCCAGCAACGUCUGCUCAGGACCACGGUUCUAGCAGGAGCGCUGCUUCUCUCCCUCCUUGUCUGUUGGACGAGUCGAAGAGGAGUUGGGUUUCCAGCGGCAGUGAAUGGUCAGAUGAUCUUGAUCUUUCGCAGAGCAGCACUGUACAAUCCAAGCCGCAUCCACCGCUGCAACGAAUGAUGUCCUCGGUAGACGAAGAUGAGGUCAAUGAGAAUAACAACAUUCCACCACCACCACCACAGACCAUGACUUCUAUGUCACCAUACAGCAGCAACUCUGCAAAAAGAGGUUUGCGAAAAUCGGCAAGCGCCAGACUGGAAAGCGUGAGUGAUGCUCCUAUAAGAUCUCCUCUGUCCAAAUCCUGCCGUACCAAGCGCUUGUCCUUUCAAGUGGAUCAUGAUUCAAUACCACCAGCCCCGUCUCCCAAGCAAGAGAGACGAAGCUCAAAAUGGCUCAUGACCUCUCCUUCUCCAAGUCCUCACACUCCUCGAUCCAGGAAGACUUCUUCCAAAAGUGAACGACGAAAGUCUCGCAUGCUCAUGGGCGCACUUCCCCCCAUGCCCUUUGCAUCUAACGAGGAAGAUGAAACUACCAACACGGCCCCUCGAUCUCCGAGAAAACCUCCCAUGUUCCGUCCUCUGGACAAGACCUUGAUGCGAGACUAUCCUUCCAGCACCACGGCCACUACCUUUUUGACUGCCGACACGGAUGCGAUUGACUACUCCAUGUCCUCCAUGUUUCCUCUCACAAAAGAAACGGAACGCAUCAUUUUCAAGCGAGUCCCCAACAAGCGGAACAUUUCCAUUGAGAAAUCGGAUGGUGAAAAGUUGGGUACGAUUGAUUUCAGCAUGGUCAAUCAAGGCAAGCGACUCAUCAAGGAUGCCUGUGGGCGGACGUGUGCGCUCAUCUUUUUGAACAGCGACAAGGUGGGAGGCAAUAACAUUUUCAAGAUCUGUGGCAACCGGCCUGCCACUCGCAGACAACGUCUCUCGAACGAAACGGGCUACUACACGUGGGCCGAAGUGCGAAACACUGGAUCCAUUGGUGGCAAGUUUGUCAUGAACAAGUUUUCCAGCGAAACCUCUUCCUGUUCGGCCGAACAACACUCGGCCAAGCCCUUUGGUUCAUUGUUUUCCCGAGGCAAGUCGAGGGGCCAUGUCUUUUUGGAUGACAAGAAAAAGGAAUGCGUCAAGAUGGUCUCGCUCCAAAAGGGCAAGGGCAUCAUUGUGGGCCCCAAUCGCGAUUUGUGUCUCAUGUUGGCCUACGCGGCCUGUGUCGAUGAAAUGGUGGAACAUCGUCUGCGAUAA
Messenger RNA from Cylindrotheca closterium, 1764 nucleotides. The record is from the annotation of a GenBank genome assembly. NCBI's taxonomy places the organism in Eukaryota, Bacillariophyta, Bacillariophyceae, Bacillariales, Bacillariaceae.